This is a messenger RNA of Tinamus guttatus (white-throated tinamou), 247 nucleotides long. NCBI's taxonomy places the organism in Eukaryota, Metazoa, Chordata, Aves, Tinamiformes, Tinamidae. The record is from RefSeq and is a predicted model, not a curated record.
GCCUGGCCUUCGACGAGUGGGACCUCGACUACUACACGCGGCUCUUCCAGCGCGUUGGGCGCAACCCGACGUCCGUGGAGAUCUUCGACCUGGCCCAGUCCAACAGCGAGCACAGUCGUCAUUGGUUCUUCAAGGGGCGCCUGGUGCUGGAUGGGGAGGAGCUGCCCAAGUCGCUCUUUGAGAGCAUCAUGGACACGCAGAAGACGUCCAACGCCAACAACGUCAUCAAGUUCUGUGACAACAGCAG